Messenger RNA from Lathyrus oleraceus (garden pea), 4739 nucleotides. Its product is annotated as NDR1/HIN1-like protein 6. Gene Ontology annotation, biological process: defense response to other organism. Gene Ontology annotation, cellular component: plasma membrane. NCBI's taxonomy places the organism in Eukaryota, Viridiplantae, Streptophyta, Magnoliopsida, Fabales, Fabaceae. The transcript is spliced from 2 exons. The coding region runs from base 3234 to 3914 and encodes 226 amino acids. The record is from RefSeq and is a predicted model, not a curated record.
AUACAGAUUCUCUCCCGUAAUAAUGCAUACAACUAACUGCGGUUUUAACUAAAUUUAUCUCAAUAACUAAUUUUCCAUAACCCCUAGAACUAACAGUGUCAUCACAUAAUUGAUUUCCACUAACUCAAUCUAACAUGGUUAACUAUGACAAUCCCUCUGAAUCCAUAUAUAAUCAAUCCUGAUUCCAAUCAUUGCUCCUCUUGAAUCAUCUUUCACUCAUCAUUAAAAUCACUUUGCAAUCUUUCUCUCAUUCACUUUCAGAAUCUCUCUCACAUCACCACUCACACACAAGACUAAGAGAAACAAUCUCACACGCGCACAAUUCAACAAGAAUUUAGAAGCAGCAGGAAGUAAAAGAGAAAAAGAAAAAGGAAGAAUUGAACGCAAGAAGGAGGGAGAAUUGAAGUUUAUAUGAGAGCUCGUCUUCGUCUUCAUCUUCAAUUACGUUGAAUUCGAUCUCCACCGAGACAGAACGUCGCCUCGAAGAUAGGAAGUGUUUUGUUUGGCCAUCUGCCGCCGCCAAAUGCGGUUUCCGGUGCGGCGAAGAAGGGUGCUCAGGCCAAGGUUUUCAGGUGAGGUAUUUUUAGUCUUAACGUGUUAUGAAGUUGAACUUAAACUCUGCUCUCUCUCAUUUGUGUUGCACUUGGGCUUCAUUCAACCCUAGGCCCACUGCAAUUCAUUUUGGCACCUAUUUUUAACAAUACACCCACCUUGCCAACAUGGAUCACGACAGCAAUGGGCCUCAGUGCCUAGCCCACUGCAAUUUGUUCUUUGCACCCAAUUCGGGUUAUAUACCCCUGUUGAGCAUGAAACACAAAAACUCGAGCCUGCUCAGCGCCCUAUCCAACCAAAACACUUCUCACACCUAUAGUUCAACUUCAUACCCCUCCUCAUUUUCUCAUUAUUUUUCCUUUUCUUCUUUCAAUAUUUUGUUUAUAUCUUAUGCUUUUUUUUGCUUGAUACAUUAUUAGCAUGUUUUAUGCUUUUAAAAAAUAAAAAGAUCAUUUCCUUUUGCUUGAAAAUAAAAUUGGUUUAGUAAUUAAAACUCAACUAGGUUUAAUUGUAUUUUGUAAUUACUUUGAAAUACUUUGAAAAUAAAAUGAUUAAUUAGGUUAAUUGAUUUUAGCUUCAUUAAUCCUAUGAAAUAUGGUUCAUAUUAGAUUCUAAUCCACCCUUUUGAUAAAAAAAAACCCUUUGACCAUGAUGAUUCCAUGUAGAUCUUUUUGUUUAUUUUGAUCAUGAUCAAUUUUAAACCUAGUUUCUAAUUUGCAUUCUUGUUGCAUUCAUUUCUUUCGCAUGUUGCAUGGUUGUGAAUAUUCUUGAGCUUAUCAUUGACACUUGAUUGACUUUUUGGCAUGAUGCCAUAGUAUGCUUGUAUGAAUCUCUUCCCACUUCAUGUAUGGUGUAUCAUUCAUUCCUCCAUUGUGGGUAAAAUGUCCCUCAUUCCCAUGAACAAAUAAUAGUGUAGGAUUUACAUUUCUUUACUGCUUUCUUUGCAUGUUAACUAACAAGAUAAAAUCAAACCGAUAAAAAUAAAUUUUCAUAAGAAUUAAACACACUUGAUUAAACACCAAGUGCUUUUCAAAAUCAAGUUUACUUGAAAGCAACGCGAGUGCUUGAUCCAACAUCAAGUAUCUGAUCCACUUCAUUCCAUUCUAUUCUCACACUUCUAUCUCAUUCUCAUUCCAUUCACACCUUUCACAAGUAAAAAAUUCCAAAUAAGUGGUCCAACGUCCGGUCAUUUUCAAAACAUUUUCACAAUAAACUCGAAGAGAAAAAAUGAGGUAUAUGUACUUGUGCAUAAUAUUUUCAAGUACUUGGGUUGUCUGUCGUAUCUAGCUUGUCUUUCGAUACUUUAGUUCCAUUCAAAAUACUUAACAAUAAAAUGAGUUCAAUCUAGUGCUUUGAGAGUGAAAAAGAAUGGUUAGGAUGCCAUUGUCCUCUCAACUCCCGAGUAUUUGAUUGUCGGGUACUUAGUCGGUGGUUAGAUGCUUGUAUCCCCUAAGUACCAACGAUUAAACUCGCCAAACAAAUUUCAUAAACAAAAACUUUCAGGAUGAAAAAGAGAGGUUAGGAUGCAACUCUCCUCUCAACUCCCAAGUAUUUAGGUUGUAGGUCGUACUUAACUUGUGGUCUGAUACUUGUCUCCUACUCUAAAAUCAACAAAAGCUCAUCAAAUUCAACUUUCCGCCUUAUGGCAUGCAAAACCUUUUCACAAAUGACAUGUUUCUCCCGUUCUAUCACUGUAUGAUGAACGCUUAAGUCUCUCAUGCGCGAGCAUACAAAUAACGUUUAACUGCUAGAAUGCGACUCAAGCACGUUCUUUCUACCGCAAACAAACAAAUGCUUAAGUCUCUCAUGCACGAGCAUCCAAGCAACGUUAACUGCUAGAAUGCGAACGUUAACACUGUCUACUAAAAACAACCAACACACACUCAUUUUCUACUCGAAACUACAGAGUUCUAAUUUUCUUAUUGCACUAUAAGAAUACGUAGGUACGAGAUUGUAAGAUCUUGGCGAACACACUAAUUUAUAACUUAUUUUUUUCCCUUAAACCAAUCGCAAUUAACCUUCAGAUAUCAACACCCAUAUGGUUUCCGUUGAGUACAACGAAUGUGAGAGUUGCUAAUACCUUCCUCUUGCAUAACCGACUCCCGAAUUCGCUUUUGGCUGCGAUAACCAUUCUUUUAGAGUUUUAUCGAUAUUUUUCCUUUACUUUGAAAUAAAUAAAAUCUGAUGACGACUCUAUAUUUUUCACGGCGUGAUAGUAGUCAAACUAUCAAUAAGUUUUGUAUUUUUAUCAUAUUAUUAUUACACAUGAUUAAUCUUUAAGCUAUUGAGCAGGUCAUGUUUUAAAAAAAAUAGUUUUACUCAUUUCACCUCCUAAUUAUUCAAAUAUAUCAAAAUAUUAAGGGAAGAAUAUUUUUUAUAAUGUAUUUUUUCUUCGGAUAAACCUCUUGCAUUUUAGGCGAUAAAUUAAGCAUAUCAUAAUUUCAAAACAUCAGCCAUCAAACUCUACCAAAAUUAACAAGUGCCUAAAUUUAAGGAGACAGAGAUUUAGAAACCACAAAACAUGUUUAUGGUAAAACCUUGUCCAUACAUACAUAACAAAAUCCUUACCCAAUACAAGUCUUAAAACAAACAAACUAACUAACAUAGAAAUAAAUGUAAAAUUUCAAAAGGAUUAAUCAAUGUUAAUCACCCAAUGAACAAUCACCUUCAUCAUAUUUACCAUGAAAUCUAAUUAUUAUACUCCCAACAGUUACGAAGCAUUACAUGAUCAUAGAAGACACCAUCCCCUCGAAGGCUCAGGUUGUGGAUUCCUAAGGUGUUGUUGUUUCUGCCUAAGUUGUUGUCGAUGCUGUAUUUGCUGCAUCUGUCUAAUAAUUUUCAUCAUAGUGGCAAUUAUUAUAGCCUUCUAUUAUUUUCUUCAACCACACAUACCUACCUACAACGUUGAAAAUCUUGAUGUAAUAGGUUUCGAUCUACAAAACAACAAUAAGCUACACACUGACAUUAAUGUUGUUAUGAAAGCAGUGAAUCCAAAUGCAGGCAUUGGUUUGGAUUAUUUAGAAAAUGAAGUUAGUAUAUCGUAUUCCGGAACCAUAAUUUCUGUGGGGCAAUUUCAACCUUUCUUGCAAAAAGAGAAAGAAAUAACAAAUUUUAAUGUGACAUUGAAGGGAGAUAGUGAUUUUGAUCCUACAAUGCAAAAUAAACUGUUGCUAGAUCAAAAUUUAGGAAAUAUUCCUUUGUUAAUAAUGGUGAAGGUUCCUGUUAGGAUUGUGAUUGAUGAAAUAAUUCAUCUUAGGAAAGUUGUUGUUGAUGUGAAUUGUUCAUUGGUUAUAGAUCAGUUGAAACAGAACAAAAAGCCUAACAUUUUGAAGAAAGAUUUCAGUUAUGAUAUCCGUAUGUGAAGAGAUGUUUCUCUUUUCUAAAUUUGUAUAUAUAUUUUCUUUCGAAGAAGUCUAAAUUUUUUAAUUCAUAGAACUCAUAUUUUUGGCUAAUGAGAAACCUUAGACUUAGUGAAUGAUAAAAAGUUCUGCAUGGAAGAUAUCUAAUGAGUUUGCAAUGAAUCCAAAGAAUUAAGUAUCCACCUUAAAUAGUGCAUGAGUAAUUGAUGUUUGUAAAAAUAAUUACAGAUCCACCUUAAAUACCUCAAACUAGGGUGACUCCAAAUAUUCAUUAAAAUAGUUUUAAAUUAAUUAUUCUUACUAUAAUCAAGACCGACUUAAUAUGUUAUGUGGUUUAAAGCGAACAUUAAAAUAUAUUAGAAAAAAUUAAAAUUAAAUUUUACAAAAUAUUGUAUAAGAAAAUUUAAAAAUUGUAUCGAUUAUUUAUAUGUAUUUAAAAUUAUAUAUGAUCGUUGUAGACGUGAAAAAACUGGUAUAAAAUUUGGUUAUCUUGAUGAGAUGUGAUCUAGUUUGGACUUGAAUAAACUUUAUUAUCAGAUUUGAUUAUCUUGGUGAGAUAGCAAGUUCUAACAGCUAGUUGUUUGCUGAUGCUUUGAUUGGCGUCGGAGAUGGAACCUGCAAAUACUCUGACCCCAAAUAAGUAAUUGAAUGACGUAGAAGGGAGUAUUUUAGGUUUUUAAGAGUGUAUAUCUUCAUUUGAUGUUAUACUACCUCUUUUUAUAUGAUGAGGUUACAUGAUCUUACAAUUAUAUUGCCUUUGAACAGUUGGAUAUUUGCCUUUCUGACUGAUUUUUAGAGGAAAAUAUAUGUAUAAAUACUUGAAUGCUA